This is a messenger RNA of Coccidioides immitis RS, 1765 nucleotides long. RefSeq lists its product as uncharacterized. The transcript has a single exon. The record is from RefSeq and is a predicted model, not a curated record. Lineage: Eukaryota; Fungi; Ascomycota; Eurotiomycetes; Onygenales; Onygenaceae. The coding region runs from base 298 to 873 and encodes 191 amino acids.
GCCUGACUUGCCUAUCACCCUGAUUUUUUGAUGAUUCCCAACCAACCCCCUGUUCUCAUGUCGACAGAUUCGAACCAAUUGCCAACCUCUCAACACGAACUAGCGAGUCGUCCAAGGGCGCAAUCAACAAGACACGCACACUUUUGACUUCACGUUCUUAAAAAUAAAAAGGCCAUCUGCUGACGCUUAACGCUGUCGCGGUUAUCCGUCCACCGAAACUCUAACAGCCUUCCCCCGUUACCGAUCACAACUUAAUCGCAACUCAAUAUUUAACUCAGCUAAGCACCUCCGGCCGCAAUGACCCUUAGGUCUGCCAUUAUUGUUUCUCCACAGCCAUCGAGCGCCGCCUCCAAGCCAAGCGCAACCUCAGACACGCGAUCGAAACCAUGGCUUGGUCCCGCGCCCAGGGUCGAAACGAAGGGGCUCUACGUCUUCCUGUGGGAUACGGGCGCCAAAGGUAAAUUCCACUGGGGUUUAUUUAUCGCUCGCAGCGAAAGCUCCGGCGUCCACUUCCAUCAGGUCCUCGAUGACUCUCGCUGGCUGCUGGUAAAGGCGAAAGAGGACGUUGUCACGUCUGAAGGCCUCCUCGCGGCCCUGAAAGUAGGCGAACUUGAAGACACCAACGAUGAGUGGAUCAAAGCCGUCGAGUAUUGCGUCCGCUCAGCCCGAGUCGAUGUCAAGUCCCUUGGGGACUUCGGCUGUCGCUCCUGGGUCCUGGGCGCCAUUUACGAACUGGCCAACGGCGGGUUUAUCUGGUUGGAUCCCGACUGGUACAAAAUCCGUCAUAUCGAAGUCGAGGCGACGAGGUUGGCGCUUGAUGCAGUCGCUGUGGAUAUGCAAAUUGUGUCUCAAAGCCAGAUGACCGGGCUUUAACCGGCCAUGAUCAGGCGUGGUGCACGCGAUCUUGCUCGCGUUUUCCGCUUCUCUUUUCCUUCCGACUUCCAACAUAUGUAUGGGUGGGUUGCUCAUCGAUUCUUAAAACGGCCGCUCCCAUGAGAUACAAGCCGUCUCGUGUCCUCAAAAACCAACUAUUAAAACAACGAAUGCGAGAACGAACGUUACUCUUUGGCCCCAUACCAAGUCGCCAAAAUAUCCAGCAGCAUGGGUCUCGAGGGUAUAGGCCCUAGAUGACCUGCCUGCAUCGGUUUCGGGGCUCUACUCGUUCGCUCGUUCGCUUCAUGGGAUGGCUGCUUGCGACGUCCUCCAGAGCCUCCCGAACAGCAGCGCGCGGAUAUCUACCCUCAAAAAUCGCCGAGAUACCAAGGAGAUGCCCUCAUUGAUAAAGUUUUCUUUUAGUUCAUAUCUAUAGACUUUCUCCCCACUAUAUCAUUCUUGAACAAUGACACAUGAGUCUGCUCAGUCGGGGCCAUAUUGCACUUUGGGAUCAUCGCUAAAUCCCAGAAAAAUUAAUAAUAAUAAUGGUAAUAAUAAGCAAUAUUCCCUAGUGGUAGAGCCGCGCGAAGGAAGUGAGAGCGGACUAAUAUAGGGAGAGGACCGAGCUCGCAAUACAAAGUUAAGAAGAAAAACAUCGAACGCGUAUUAUACGGAAAUAUAAGCCUUGGUAUCAUCGGAGAGACAGACGCUGUUGGGAUUUCAUGGGGAAUCAUGUUGAAUUUUUCUUUGGAUUUUCCUUUUUUUUGUUUUUCCCCCCCUUUGUCUAGCUAUAGCUAUGGGUUUUAAUCCUUUCUUCUCCUCUUCUUUCCCCCCCUCUUUAGACGUUUUUCUGAGACUUUGGCUUUAGCAGAAUAUCAGGGAGGUUUUUCUC